ACCCAAAUAUCUCUCUCUCUCUAUCUCUCUCUCUCUCUCUCCAGACAAACGAAAGAAAGCAAUCCCAAAUUCCUCUCUCUCUCUCUCUCUCUCUCUCUCUCUCUCUCUCUCAUCAUACCCUGUAAUGGGUUCUGGGUUUUCUUUCCACAGCAAGACAAACCCCCCGUCGCCGGAGCUCAGUCUCGGAGACCUGCCGGAGGGUUGCCUGGCCUCUGUUCUGGUCUACUUGGAUCCGCCCGAGAUUUCUAGGCUUUCGGUUCUGAACCGGGCUUUUCGCGGCGCUUCUUCGGCAGAUUUUGUGUGGGAAUCUAAGUUGCCUCCCAAUUACGACUCCGUUAUUCGUCGAGUCUUCGAUGAUUUUCUUCCAUCGGAUUUGUGUAAGAAAGAGUUGUACACGAGGCUUUGUCGCCAGAAUUCCUUCGAUGGUGGCACAAAGAAAGCGUGGCUGGAUAAGAGUACAGGAGGAGUUUGUUUAUCGAUUUCUUCGAGAGGGUUGGCGAUAACAGGAAUAGAUGACCGGAGAUACUGGAAUCAUAUACCGAUCGAGGAAUCUAGAUUCGGUACGGUUGCGUAUCUCCAGCAAAUCUGGUGGUUUGAAGUAGAUGGAGAGGUGGAGUUCCCAUUCCCGCCCGGGACCUACAGCCUAUUCUUCAGGCUGCAUUUGGGCCGGGCCUCCAGGAGGUUUGGUCGCCGGGUCUGUAACUCCGAGCACGUCCAUGGUUGGGACAUAAAGCCGGUUCGAUUCCAGUUGUCAACGUCGGACGGUCAGGAAGCCAUUUCUCAGUGCUUGCUGGAGGAAUCCGGAAAAUGGUUACACUGUCAUGUGGGCGAUUUUGUUGUCGAGAAAUUUGGCAUACCGACAACAAUCAAGUUUUCGAUGACACAGAUCGAUUGCACACACACCAAAGGUGGUCUGUGUUUGGACUCUGUAGUGAUAUACCCAAGUGAGUUUAGAGAAAGGUUAAAGCUUUUUUGAAUCUCUUAACCUUUAGGGAUAGAGGGAUAGUUCUAUCAGAUGUAGAGAUGUAGGACCUUUUUUGAAUUUGUAAUUUGUAAACAAUAGACUUUGUUGGUUUGAGAGAUGGAAUCAUUGGUAUCCAUGGUUGGAAAAAUGUGUAGAUGUAGUCUUGUCUGAUAGUGUGUAUAAACGUUGGUGAUUCCCGGCUUUACCUUUCUUGAGGACUAUCUUUGUGGAACUUUUGACUUAAGUUGCUACUGUCAACAACUUUCUUC
This is a messenger RNA of Rhododendron vialii, 1233 nucleotides long. RefSeq names its product F-box protein PP2-A12-like. Gene Ontology annotation, molecular function: protein binding. The transcript has 3 exons. The record is from RefSeq and is a predicted model, not a curated record. NCBI's taxonomy places the organism in Eukaryota, Viridiplantae, Streptophyta, Magnoliopsida, Ericales, Ericaceae. Bases 125 to 976 code for a protein of 283 amino acids.